Molecule: messenger RNA, 1762 nt
Organism: Suillus subalutaceus
Lineage: Eukaryota; Fungi; Basidiomycota; Agaricomycetes; Boletales; Suillaceae
Product: FAD/NAD(P)-binding domain-containing protein
Exons: 9
Coding region: 224-1642 (472 amino acids)
Biological process (GO): secondary metabolite biosynthetic process
Molecular function (GO): FAD binding
Source: RefSeq, a predicted model, not a curated record
UGUUAUCCGACGCUGACACUAGUUUCAAGACACUGUCACACCAUCGUUCGUAGGUUUUCAUGCAUGAUUCAGAUUUUAACGGCAUAAGUGAAGCUUCCCCCUGAUCAUCCCCGACAUGGUUCAAUCAUACUCAAGAGAACAAAUUUACUGUGCUACAUUGCAAAUACAGAAUAUCUAUUUUCUCACCUAGAUCCAUCCGGCAGCUGUCGCAACGACAGCACUGAUGUAUAAUCAACCAUUGGGCUUAUCGAACCACAGUUCUCCAGAUACUAGUACAAUGUCUAACCCGAGAUUUAGGAUCGCUAUCUGCGGAGGGGGGGUAGGCGGUUUGACAUUAGCUGUUGCUUUGUCCCGGCACCAGGAUAUUGCCGUCGACGUGUAUGAAGCCGCGCAGAGCUUUUGUGAGAUUGGGUCCGGUAUUGGUGUCUGGCCCAGGUCAUUCAAGGUCUUACGGAAAUUGGGACCCGACUUUGAACAGCAACUGCUUCAACGCUGCGGUUACGAAUACACAGAAGAAUAUGUCCCAUCUAUUAAGAACCGUAAAAGCGAUCAAGCCGUCGGCAUUGAGCUGUUUGACUUGAUGACGAAAGGUAAACUUAUGCGUUUCCAUCGAGCCGACUUCCAAGGCGUACUACUUUCAUUUCUUCCACCGUCCUGCACAACGCACAACGCCAAGCGACUAAUAUCAUAUACUCAGCCCUUGGAAAACUGUUCAAGAAAUUCAUCGAUUACACUAACAUUCAAGGAUGGAUCGACUGCAACAUGCGAUGUUUUAAUUGGUGCUGACGGCAUAAAAUCUAUAGUCCGGCCCUGUAUGUUGCGUGAACUGGCUGAGGACAUGGAUCCCGAUGAAAAGCAGUCUGUGCUAUCUUGCAUGAACCCAAUCUGGAGCGGCGUCACUGCAUACAGAUCACUAGUUUCCACACAGAAGCUGCGCGCGCGUUACCCUGACCACCGUGCCUUAAGGGAGUUCACCCAGUACAUCGGAAAAGAUGCUUACUUAGUUACAUACCCAAUUUCUCUUGGGAAAUACGUCAACUUUUCGGGUUUCACACUUGAGCGUGAUCUCGUUGACUUGGCGUAUGAAGCCGAUACAGACAUCCCUCGUCCGUCUUUCAAAGGAAAGACAAACGACGAGUGGGUUAGUGAACUCACUGCUCAGCAGUUUAUUGAGCCUUUCAAAGACUUUGAAGAGGAUGCACAGCACAUUCUCGAGUGUGUAGAAAAGGGCACGCUUUUGGCCGUGCACACCGUGAAAACUUUGCCAUCCACUAAUUUCGGGCGAGUCGCGAUCAUAGGAGAUGCUGCGCAUGCAAUGUCGCCGUUCCAAGGCUCCGGUGCUGGCCAGAGUAUCGAGGAUGCUUACUUACUCAUGACCGUUCUUGGUCACAAAUCUACGACCCUAGAAACGGUACCUAGGGCCCUCGCCAUCUACGACAGGUUGAGAAGGCCAUUCUCAUCGGAAGUGGCUCGGCGCUCAAUGCGUAGUGGCCAACUAUGCGCAUCUCAAGAGGACGUACCUUUACAUGAGCUCGGUGAUACAAUCACCAAAAAUUGGGAGUGGGCAUGGCUGACCGAGCUAGAUGAUGCUUUAGAAGAAGCUGUCAGGCUUGUGGAGGACAGCUCGAUCGAUGUCAACUGAGAGAUCUAAUGUAUACUGGCAGAUAUCCGUAGCUUUGCCACUGUAGCCCCGUGUCGCGAGCGGAGAAUGUAUACAACGUUUAUUCUGACUCGGAGUUAUGACUACUCGACUGUUUCCUCU